GGCAGCGCACGCGGAAGGAGACCCGCCAUUGAAGCAACCUCACAACGUGAGCGUUUCGUUAAAGUGCACUGCAUUACACGGGUGCAAUUUUUUUCCUUUUAUACCUACUGCUGGUAUUUUGUUGGAGGGAUGGCGUACAGAGGACAAGGACAGAAGGUCCAGAAGGUUAUGGUGCAGCCCAUUAACCUUAUUUUCAGGUAUCUACAAAACCGCUCACGGAUCCAGGUCUGGUUGUAUGAACAGGUGAACAUGCGGAUAGAGGGCUGCAUCAUUGGUUUUGAUGAGUACAUGAACCUGGUUCUAGAUGAUGCUGAGGAAGUCCACAUGAAGACUAAGAACAGGAAGCCGCUGGGGAGGAUCAUGUUGAAAGGAGACAACAUUACCUUGCUGCAGAGUGUGUCCAGCUAGGACAAUGGAUGCCUACAAAUCUUACCUUUCCUAGAAAGAAAUAUUUUCCCUUUGUUUUGUUUUUGCAAAUGAUGUUGAGUAUGUUUGUGUUUAUAUAACAUGAAUAUUGUAAUUGUUUCUUUCUACCACAUGUUUCCAUUUUGAGAAUAAAGUUUUUUUUUUUUCCUUA
Messenger RNA from Dicentrarchus labrax (European seabass), 577 nucleotides. RefSeq names its product small nuclear ribonucleoprotein polypeptide E (gene snrpe). Gene Ontology annotation, biological process: spliceosomal snRNP assembly; mRNA splicing, via spliceosome. The coding region runs from base 130 to 408 and encodes 92 amino acids. The record is from RefSeq and is a predicted model, not a curated record. Gene Ontology annotation, molecular function: RNA binding. The transcript has 5 exons. Gene Ontology annotation, cellular component: U1 snRNP; U4/U6 x U5 tri-snRNP complex; precatalytic spliceosome. Lineage: Eukaryota; Metazoa; Chordata; Actinopteri; Moronidae.